Molecule: messenger RNA, 983 nt
Organism: Musa acuminata AAA Group (dessert banana)
Lineage: Eukaryota; Viridiplantae; Streptophyta; Magnoliopsida; Zingiberales; Musaceae
Product: probable aquaporin TIP2-2
Exons: 3
Coding region: 74-811 (245 amino acids)
Biological process (GO): transmembrane transport; water transport
Cellular component (GO): membrane
Molecular function (GO): water channel activity
Source: RefSeq, a predicted model, not a curated record
CUUCAUCUUGUUUAGGUAGCUGUCUCUCCCUCUCCAGCCUUUGCUUAGGUUUUGAUCUCUGAGUUCCUUGAUCAUGGCCGGCAUCGCCUUUGGGCAAUUUGACGACUCUUUCAGUGUCGGCACACUCAAAGCCUACCUCGCCGAGUUCAUCUCCACUCUUCUCUUCGUCUUCGCCGGCGUCGGAUCAGCUAUCGCUUACAACAAGCUGACGUCGAGCUCAGCUUUGGAUCCUGCCGGGCUGGUCGCGAUCGCUGUUUGCCAUGGUUUCGCGCUCUUCGUGGCGGUGUCGGUCGGCGCCAACAUCUCCGGCGGCCACGUGAAUCCGGCGGUCACCUUCGGGCUGGCUCUGGGAGGCCAGAUUACCAUCCUCACUGGGAUCUUCUACUGGGUCGCGCAGUUGCUUGGAGCUGUCGUUGGAGCUUUUCUCGUCAAGUUCGCGACAGGACUGGACACCCCCACCCAUGGCCUGGGAGACGGAGUGGGAGCAGGAGAGGCGGUGGUGAUGGAGAUCAUCAUCACCUUCGCCCUCGUGUACACGGUGUACGCGACGGCGGCCGACCCGAAGAAGGGCUCGCUCGGCACCAUCGCCCCCAUAGCCAUCGGCUUCAUCGUCGGCGCCAACAUCCUCGCGGCGGGCCCCUUCUCCGGAGGGUCGAUGAACCCGGCGCGCUCCUUCGGGCCGGCCGUCGCCAGCGGGAACUUCUCCGACCUCUGGAUCUACUGGGUCGGUCCCCUCAUCGGUGGCGGCAUCGCCGGGCUGGUGUACACCUACGCCUACAUGUGCUCAGACCACCAGCCACUCCCUCAGUGACCUGCAAGCAAGCUCAGCUGAAUAAGAACGAGAGAUAUGAGCUGCUGAGUGCUUGAUGUUGCUUGUGUUUUGGAAGUCUGAAGCCAAUUUGCUUGUGUGUUUCUCUGAGCUUCUUAAGAUUUCCAGUGUCAUCUUCUUGGCAAUCAAGUUCUUAUUCACCUUUGACUCAGAA